Molecule: messenger RNA, 8921 nt
Organism: Castor canadensis (American beaver)
Lineage: Eukaryota; Metazoa; Chordata; Mammalia; Rodentia; Castoridae
Source: RefSeq, a predicted model, not a curated record
AAUCUGAUGUCAGAGCAGUUCCAAAGAUGGUUGGGGAGUUCUUGAAACCCUGUGAGAGAUGGUUCCAGGUUAACUGUUCUUAUCUCCCUGACUGGGGGGGGGGUCUUCCCAUUGGAGAGCAAAGAUGGGUUGGCUCACAGGUGCCAACAGGACGCAGAAGACGGCAUCUUUUGAGUCUCGGCGUGAGAAGCAGGUUGUCUCUACUGGUAUCAGGGCCAGCAAGGUGUAUGGGUUAGGAUCCACAGGGUGCAGAGCCACUGUUGUUUGAUUGACUGCCCGGAAAUCCUGCACUGGGCAAUAAUCAUCUUGUCUGCUUCUGAACUGGCAGUAAGGAAGUGUGCCAGGCAGAUUGACAGGGUCUCAGGAUUCCAUAUUUUAAGGUCUCUGGAGAUGAUGAGAUAUCUUUGAUCACCUGACAGACAAAAGCAGGCCCCAUGUCUGACCCGAUGCUGCUAGGUACCCUAAAUUAUUGAAUAAUUUUUUUUUGCUAGUGCCCUUGAUAUCUCUGCAGCCUUUUCUGUGUGGGUGGGGUAUGCUUCCAUUCAGCCUAUAAAAGUGCAGACCACCACCAGAAGGUACUGAUAAGUUUUGCUUGGUUGGAUUUUAGUGAAGUCUAUUUCCAGGUGUUGGAAUUGGUAGACUCCUUUUUUUCUGGAUGAGUAGUGGAGGCUUGGGCCCCUGUCCUGGGUUGUGUUGGCACAGUUCAGGCAAGCCUUGCUGGCCAACUGAGUUAGAGUUGCCAAUCGAGGAAUGACGAGAUGUUUUUUAACAGUCCUUGUAGGGAGGUUUUGCCCAAAUGAGUGAUGUCAUGUGCCAGCCUUACCAGGCCUGUGGCUGCUUUUUCUGAUAUCAGGAUCCUUCCUUCUAGGGUGAUGAACCAGCCUUUUGAGUUUUCUUUAGCCCCUGUUUUAUGGGCCUGUUCUCUUUCUUGUGGGCUCUGGCUUCCAUCAGUGAAGAGCUCCAGGUCAGCAUUGGGAAUAGCAGUGUCCACUAAAUUGGGCCGAGAAGAGAAGACUUCGUCUAAACCUCUUCACAAGAAUGGAGGGGUUCCCCCUCCUCUUCUGUAAGAGUGAAAAGAAAACAUAUGAUCUUCAAUAAGAAUGUUAUCCUGUGACUCAUCAGCUCAUUCCUCAAACUGAUGAAGUAGACUCCUUAAGAGAUUGCAAAGAAUUUACUUCCAUAGACAGUGGCCAAGGAAGACAGUCCUGGUACAUUCCUUAACUCUAAAGGAAUGACUCUGGCUGCAUGUGAAGAAUAGAGAGGAAGGAGUGGGGAGUAGAACAGAAUAGAAAACACAGAAAUGACUAGCUGGUUAAUAGUAGCUGCUGCUGGCACCAGGAACAAAGCCUGCUGGUCUGUGCCUUCUGUUACCCUUGGAGCAGCGGGAGCACUGGGUCCUGCUUAUACAGCUAUGGCCACAGCAGAGUAUACCACAGAUGAACCUCUAAUCAGAGGCAAAAGGAAGCAAGAUCUCCAAGAGAUGCUGAGAGAAGUGGGACUGGAUAUUGAACACUGGUUGCCAAAGCUAAAGGAACACCUCAGCGUGACUUGUGCUCAGGCCUUACAAUAUUUAAAAGAAAAAGACCUCCAGAAGCUGAAAUCCCAUGCACAAUAUCCAUGGGAGAAAAGAGCCUUGGAGAAGCUGUUUGAACUGUCACACUCAAAAACUAUUUCAGAACUACAGGAGUCACCAUUGGAGAUGAUAAAGAAAAGACAGAAGCAAGCAGAUGAGGCACUGCAGGAGUUGAAAGAGUUGCUGUCAGAAGGGAGGCAGAGACAGGAAGAGGCAGUGAGAAGAAAAGAAGCAGAGCUGAGGCAAGUGAUGGAGAUCCCUGAAGAGCACUGGCCACUGCCUGAAAAGCCCCUACAGGAAGUCAUAGGAAACAUACAAAGACAGCUCAGUCUCACGGUACAGACACUGUCCCACAGGAAAAACCUACCAGAUAGAGAUGUGAUAGAAAGGGCAUCUGGAGGACUUGCCCUGCAGGGAAUUUACAAAACCAGCCACAAAAAAGACCUGAUGGAGAAGAGACAAGAGUUACUCAGUGUCCCUAAGGAGUUUUUACUAUUUGGCCCUGAGCAGGGCACACGGAUGGAAACAAAAGAAUUUACAUCUACUCAAGUAGAAUCUAUAUUCACCCAGAUGACAGAGAAGCUGGGCUUCAGUGUGACUUCCUCAGUCAAGGGUAGAGGUUGGGGAUUUAGUUUAGAAGCUGGUAUGGAACAAAGCAAACACUCAGAAUCAGAGGAAAGCCAACAAUCACAUUCUAAGUGCUCUUAUUUCUGCUCAACCAAGUUUAGCUAUAUCCCGCUGGCCUCCUGCCACUUUCCCAUUGAUCAGCUCCAGCUCUCCAAGGCUGCUCUCAAGGAAUUGAAAAGCACUGAAGAACUCCUGGGUCAGGCUGCAGUCUCAGACAGAUUACCCUUAUUAAGGCAAAGGACAGAAAACUUCUUCCACAGGUUUGGCUCUCAUGCUAACCAAGGCCCUCUGCACCUGGGAGGAAUCUAUUGGUGGAAGGCCACUGCAGAGGGUUUCCAAAGUGAGCAGCUGGCGGAUGUGAAGCAGCAGGCAGCAGAGUACCUGGAUGAGUACAUAAGGUGCAGCUACAGCGGAUUUGGAGUCAACAUUGCAGCUGGUAUGAAUGUGUCAGACAUACAUUCAAAAAUAGCCUGUCAGAGGAAAACUUUCCAAAACCUCGAAACAAAAAUCCAGUUAUCUGUGGCACAAACAGGUGGUCCACCAGAAGCAGAUGGACUUGUCCAGUGGAAAGCUGGCCUUGUUGCCAGCAAUCAAACCUGGUGUGUCAUUGACCGGGGUCUUAAACUGGUGCCCAUUUGGGACAUCAUCCUCUCCAGUCACAGAAGUGAUUUUAAGGACCCUCUUCAGCUGGCUAACUGUCUAAAGGACAACUACACUGCUCUGACUGGCCUCACUGCCCAGAUCCAGGAUGGAGAGGAAUUACUGAGUGCUGGGAAGGAAGCUAGGGAUUUCCUACAAGAUGUGAAAUCCUGGGAGGUAUCUGAUCCUGAAGAGCAGCUAAAAAAACUGAUAGGUUUUAUGCAAAUGUUGAAUCAUAAAAUAAAAGAUUAUGACAUUUGGAUAAAUAUAUGCCUCACAGAUUUGGAUCUGCAGAAUUUUCUAGUAAACACUGUGAACUUUUGCAAGAAGUUACCAACUUAUAAAACUAAAUUUAUUAAAUCUCAAUUGUGCAGUCUUCUGGAUCCUCAUGUCUACAAAGUAACAAAUUUUCCUCAGGCUCAUUCCAUCAUGCAGUGGAUCUACCAGUCAGAGUCAAAGCAAGAGCAGGUGAAUAUCUCUGAGUUUUCUGAAUUCAUUAUGACCUUAAAAGAAAUACAAAAUAACCUCAUGGAACGGACUGACAAAUCUGAGUUCCUAAAAAAAAGAGAAGAAACUCAACGAAAAGCUACUUAUGAGAUCAGCUUGGCUCUCAGCAGCUUCUUGGAAUCCCUCAAAGAAACAGAGCAGCAUGACACACACUUCUUGGUUCUUUCCAUUGCAGUUGGUGCAGGUUAUCAGGUGGUAAACAAUACUUUUCACCAUCUUCUGGGGUGUGAUGAGUUAAACUUCCUGUUAGAAGAAACACAAAGUGCCGUAAAUAAAUAUCAGGAGCUCAAAUGUAUUUGCAACUACAGCGCUCAGGCUUUCCUGGUGCUCACAGUUUUGACUGCCACAGUUGGAGUCACAGUUAUUUCUCCAGAGGAGAAAACUCAACGCCUGGCAUUAAUAAGACAGCACAUGGGACAAUCACUGUCUAAGGAAGUUGCUCAAGUCCUCGCCAAACUAGAAGUAGAUCAUGAUUGGAUAAACCUAGAAAAAGAUUUGAGAAAGCUUGUUGAUGGAGAUUAUGAAGCCACCAUCUCUUCUUUGCAAAUGAAUGAGGUCAAAAGACAAUUGCAAAGUAUUCUCCGUGAAAAGAAACAGCCCUAUAAACGACAUAAUAGUGAAAAUAAUGAAAUGGGUGUGAUGGAGAAUGCAGCUUUCCUAGACUUACUCCAGCGUUUAGGCCUAGAACUUUACUACCCAAAAAGGAUGACCAGAGCUAACUUCCAUCUAAUCUACAAGACCUCUGUGUACAACAACCAGCCCAAAUCUGAACAGGACAUUCCCUUCUAUUUCCUACAGAAGCUACUCAUGCUAGACUAUGGGUUGAGACAUCUGGAGGUCAAGGAUGAUGGAAAUAUAGAAAAACAAGUCAGUACAAGUCCCUCCAAUAAAGAAUAUGAAGAUUUUGAUCCAUAUGAAGACUUACCUGAAGACAGUGAAAGUCUCACUAAUCCUGCAGCCAGUAAGACUAAGCUUCAUAUUCACCCAAUGGAUAUUCAGAUGGCGAUAUUUCACUGUGCAGAUGAUCUUGCCAGGCAAUAUAUUUUGGCAAAACUUUCUUUGUGUCAAUUUGCCCUCCCCCUGGUGGUGCCUAAUCCCUGUUCUUCUCAACUUGAAUUCUCUCUCUGGUCGCUAAGACAAAUUAGGAAAAGUUGGCAGAAUGCAAAGAAAUCACCACAAGGAAAAAAUAGUUACAAAAACCAGCAGAUGUGUCAGGUCUCUACCCACAUUGUGUCCUUCAUUAGAGUUGGAAAUGGCUUCUCGGCUUCCAAAUCAAAGAUCAUGAACUGUUUUCUCAGUAAGCGUAAACAUGAUGUGUUUUUUCAUCGACACUGCAGAGGAAGCAGCAAAGACUGUCUCUUGAUGGGGGGCGUGGUUGAAAUCUGCUGGUUCUGUCCAGGUGGGGGAGAGGAAGACAGAUUUGAUGACUGUGUGACCUUCACCAAUCUUCAUGGAGAUGCAAAGGAACAUAAGAGGCAGCUCACCUUCCUGCAGAAGGUCUCUUCUCUCAUAGUCGUCCUCAUGUCAGUGUCUGAUGACAAUAAAGAAAAUCAAAAAAUUGUCCGUGAUCUGUGCCACUCAUCCAGACCUUUGAUAUUCUUGGUGGAUGAUAAAGAAAAAAACAUUGUCAGUAAAUCAGAGACCAGAGUGAAAAUUGGCCUCAAGAAUAGAAAUGAGGCAGAAUUAACAGAGGAACUGACAAUUACAAUUAAACAUUUGCUACAGGACAUUGACACAGGUCUCACUUUGGAAAACUGUUCCCAGAUUGCUCACAAACAAGGAUUCCUUAUUGAUGAAGACCACAGUGACUGCAAGUUAGCAAAAGACAAAGCACAGAUUAUUCUGGCCCUUCUAGGAGAAACAAAAUUAUCUCAGAUAAAAGAAACCUUACUACCACUCCAGGGACAACUGUGGCACCUCUGGUGUAAGAAGGACAAAGAACUCUAUCAUUUGAGAGAAAAGGGGAACAGAAGCAUCGAGCAUCACAAAAGUGAGGUUGAGUGUGAAAAACGAAAAAUACGCCACCAGCAGUUCAAAAGAGCCUUUCCUCUCAAUGAUUUAAUGCGAUCUGUCCUUGAAAUUCUCCAAGAACAUUCAGAAACACACACUAAACUCUACUUCUUGCAGUGGUUGAGUGUGUUUUUGGACAACAUGACUGCAGAACACUUGGAAAAACUACGAGAAAAACAAAGAUCUUUGUGGUCACGAGUACAAACAGAAAAGCAAAAGACAAAACCAGGAAAGUCCCUGAAACUCUGGCAAAAUCAGAUAGAAGCCAUCUCUAAAGAGAUUUGCAACUGCACCCUGGGAAUUGAGCAACUUCUUAGAGAAGUCGGCCAGAUCUAUGAAGCUCUGGAAGAAAUUUCCUCCACAAGAGAUACCAUUUUUCUUUCCCUUCCCCAAAUUGCUGCAGACCUUAUGUUAUCUGGUGUUCCCAUUGAGCUGAUGGAUGGGGAUGCUUCUUAUGUCCCUCUAAAGUGGGUAGCAGCUGUGUUUGACAAGAUCUCUGAGAAACUUGGAAAUAAACGGCUGUUUGUUCUCUCUGUCCUUGGCCUGCAGAGCUCAGGGAAGUCCACCCUGCUGAAUGCCCUUUUUGGGCUACAGUUCACUGUCAGUGCAGGCAGAUGUACCAGGGGGGCCUACAUGCAGCUCCUGGAGGUGGAGGAGUCAUCCAGAGAGGAACUUGGCUUUGACUUUGUGCUGGUUGUAGACACAGAAGGACUUCGUGCCCCAGAACUCAACAACAAAUCCCAGAAUUACAAUGAACUGGCUACCUUUGUCAUCGGCCUUGGAAACUUGACUGUGAUCAAUAUUUUUGGAGAGAAUCCAUCAGAGAUGCAAGACAUACUACAAAUAGUUGUGCAAGCCUUUCUGAGGAUGAAACAAGUCAAAAUCUCCCCCAGCUGUCUCUUUGUCCACCAGAGUGGGGAAGUUACAGCCAAAGACCAAACCAUGGAAGGACGGCAGCGGCUAGAACAGAGACUGGAUGAAAUGACAGCGUUAGCUGCUGAACAAGAAGAGUGCUCAGAUGUAACUCGCUUCAGUGAUGUCAUUAAGUUUGAUGUAAAUACUCACGUCUACUACUUUGCUCACCUCUGGGAUGGCAAUCCCCCAAUGGCCCCUCCCAAUCCUCGCUAUAGCCACAAUGUGCAGGAACUGAAAAGCAGAAUCCUUUCAACUGCAGAACAGGAAUCCAGGGGAAGCAUCAUGAAAAUAUCAGAUGUAAAAUUCAGAAUUCAAGAUUUGUGGAGAGCAUUGGUCAGUGAGAACUUCAUUUUCAAUUUCAGGAACACCCGAGAGGUCAUAGCUAUGAGCAAACUGGAAACCAUGUACAACCACUGGACCUGGGAACUGAGGAGUCACAUGCUGGACUUGCAAAAUAGGCUGAACAAUCAGAUUCAGAAUGGAAAAUUACUGACACUCAAAGGAGGAACAAUUGAGGCUCCAAUUACAGAGAAAUAUGAAACUAUCAAAAAAGGAUUUGAAAAAUAUUUUAAGGAAGACACAGAGAGUGAAAUAUUGAUUCAAUGGAAAGCAAAUUUUGAAAAUAAGCUACUACUGCUUAAAGAGGCACUUAUUUUAGACACCAAAAGUAAAGUUAAUGAACUUAUUAGUUUAAAAAAAAGUCAAGAAAUGCUGAAUGAGAAAAAGACUGAUUAUGAAACUGAAUUGUUGAGAGCCGAGAGUUUGGCUUUAAGUGUAAAGGACAAAGAAUUGAGUGAUGAAGAGUUACAUGACAAAUUCAAUAAACUUUGGAAAAAAUGGGUCUAUGAUGUAUCCUCAACUAUCCCUCCAGUCACAGACCCUAAAAUUGAUGUGGAUUCUGAAGACAUCCUUUGGAAAUAUUUCCAAAAAGAAAAAAAUAUCAAGGAAAAAUUAGAGAAAAGUCACGGAGAGAAAUUUCAGAUUGAUCACAACAAACACAUCCAAAUGAGUAAGAAAUAUGGUUUCAUCACAAACACUUUAGAGGACUAUGAUAAAGAGUCCAUUGAAAUGACUACUAAUCGCAUUUUUUCAAGAUUUAAGGAAACUAUUAACAACAUUCAGAAACAACAGCGUGAUUACAGUGCCAAUGAUUUCCAUGAAAUACUGAGAAUAAUAGAAGAGGAAGUGAAAUCUGCACCCACUGAGAAAAGAUACACAUUUACAAGCAAUUACAACAUUGAGUUAUCUUUGUGUCUAUUCCAAAAAGCAUCAAAAUAUUUCAAGGAAAUGCACAGGGCAUUCAAGAGAACAAAUGAUCCUGUAAACUAUCUGGAAAGCAAGAAAGAUGAUUUCUUCAUGAGUUUUAAGAUCUCCUGCCAAGGAGCCACUUCCAUCAAAACAUUUGUUGAUUUUCUAUGGCACAAGCUCACUCAUGCUGCAUCUGACACUAUAAGGAGGAAAAUGGCCCCUACUAUAGCUGGGGAAAUGCGAGCUACUUGCCCUGCAUUCAAUGGAAAUAGGUCUAACCUGGAGAAACACAUUCUCAUCUCUCUGGCAGAAGAAGAAAACUUUGAUAAUUAUUGGCAAUACAUUCACAAUCCAAAAUCUUUUUCUAGGAGCUAUAUUGAAAACCAUGUUAGAAGAUAUUGUUCAAAUGAAGGAGGGAAAAGAAUAAAGACUUUUGUAAAAACAAGUUUAGAUGACAUCAGGAAUGCCAUCCUUUCUGCCAUUUAUGAGUCAACAGCAGUAGCUAAAGAUAAAAGCAGCACUGCAUCUGAGUGGUUGGAUUUGUUCUGUGAUCACUUGGGCAGUAAUUUGGUCUUUCCACGAAGAGAAUUAACAAACAUUGAACACCAGGAGAUAAAUUAUGUUGAGUUUCUCAAAGAAGCCAUGAGUGCAGCUUUGGAUCCUGCAAUGAAGAAAGUAGAAGAGAAUUGUUCAAGUAUGCCUACAGAUGAAAUGAUUCCUGAAAUUGAGAAAAUCCUCUCUGAACAUCUCUGUGGAUGCUGGAAACAAUGUCCCUUAUGUAAAGCAAUUUGUACAAACACAAUUCCUACUCAUGAAGGUGACCACAGUGUUCCAUUUCACCGUCCUCAGGCUGUCAAUGGAUCUAUUUGGUAUAAAACAGACCACUUUGUCAUUGAUUGCUGCUGUACUUCAGUAGCCAGUGAUGAUUAUUUUGUUUUUAGUGAUAAUAAGCAAAUCCCAUGUAAGAAAUACCGGCAAGCAGGAGGUGAUUAUGCCACAUGGAGAAUCACUCCAGAUUCAUCCACCCAGCCAUAUUGGAAAUGGUUUGUCUCACAUUUCAGAGCAAAACUAGAAGAAAACUAUCAGAAAAAAUUUACAGGUAAAGGUGAAAUUCCUAUUUCAUGGACACAAAUCACAAAACAGGAUGUGCUUGAUGACUUGAAGAAAUAAUAGUUAGUACACAAGAGACCUAUACCUGAACUCAGAGGUCAAAGUACCUAAACAAUCUUAAAGCAACACCUUGCAAUGAGAACCUUCAACAUCUCCAGUUUUGAAAAAACUGUUUAAAGAUAUCCUAAUAAAGGACUUAACUAAGUUCUCUCUGCCUCAACUAUAUCUGGUUUAAAAACAAAUUAGAAACAAUAAAAACAGCAGGGUACUGGCACAAAAACAGACAUGAAGA